AUGCAUACCGGUACGAGCGAGGAGCAUCCAGCACAAGACGAGAACGAGGCGAGAGCUGCCAACAGAACGUAUUUCCAUCGAGAAGACGGUCCGGUGGAUGUCAAUAAUGGUGUUGCCAUCGCAAUCCAAAUCAAUGAGGACGAAGACGAGACUAAUAGUAGUCGUGGAGACUAUCCUCACCCGAGAAACAGUAGCGGCGUCGUCAUUGAAAUGAGAAGCCGCAGCACUGUCAUGGAUGGCAGCACUGGUACUACUAACGCAGGCGUAAGCAAUCGUCGUCACAGCCAAGAAUCUCCAAAUGUCAUCAUGGAGGUGCCAAUGGCGCCUGAUACCCCAGAAUUGUCCUCGCCCCACGACGACAACGACGACACUACAAGAGUUGAAGCUAAAGAAACCACCCCUUCGGCAAAACCAAUGCUACUGGCUAGUGAAUGGCUAAUCUUAAUUGGUGAGGUUAAAACGUCACGUGGGGGCGUAUCCCUAUCCCUGAGCUAUAUCUUUGAAAAACUUCGAUUUGAUUCCAUUCGAUUCGUCACCUUCCCUUCACGUCUCGAGUUUUCUCAUUGCAUUCUGUUAUUUCCUUCACUGAGGAUCCUUGAGCUUCCAUUGCCAUAA
Seminavis robusta is the source of this 615-nucleotide messenger RNA. NCBI's taxonomy places the organism in Eukaryota, Bacillariophyta, Bacillariophyceae, Naviculales, Naviculaceae. The record is from the annotation of a GenBank genome assembly.